Colletotrichum godetiae is the source of this 957-nucleotide messenger RNA. RefSeq lists its product as uncharacterized. Gene Ontology annotation, molecular function: oxidoreductase activity. The coding region runs from base 1 to 957 and encodes 318 amino acids. The transcript has 4 exons. The record is from RefSeq and is a predicted model, not a curated record. NCBI's taxonomy places the organism in Eukaryota, Fungi, Ascomycota, Sordariomycetes, Glomerellales, Glomerellaceae.
AUGGCCGUGGCAAGCUCGCUGCCUUCGUCAAACUCUAGCGCCACGAGGGCAGCUGUCAAGGAAUUCCCUGAGACUGCCAUGACGACCACCGAGAAGAAGGCCUACAUCGAUGGUGAGCUCUGCUUGAUGAACAAGGCCCCCAAGCCGGGCGUCGCUGGCUCGCAGAAUCUUUGGGAUGACAUGAUGUACGCCCAUAUCUACCAGGCCAACGUCAUUCACAACGACGGCCCAUUUCUGCCCUGGCACAGACUCUACAUGCGUGUCCAUGAAGUCUACCUCCAGACCGAGUGCGGCUACGAAGGAGGCCAGCCCUACUGGAACGAGCUGGAAGACGCCGAGGCUGGUUUCCUGAACCAGUCUACCGUCUUCGAUGCCGAGACCGAAUUCGGAAGUUUCAAGAACGGAGACAACGGCUGCGUUGCUGAUGGACCGUUUGUGAAUUUGACGAUGCACUUGAACCAGACCAGCAGCGAUGCGAACUUCUGCUUGACCCGCGAUCUCGACCAAGAUAGCUUCUACCAGGCCAACAGCACCUACGUUAACGAAUGUAUGGCCAUUGAUACCUACGUUGACUCGUGGAACUGCUGGGGUACGGCGCCCCAUCUUGCCGGCCACAUGGGCGUCGGCGGCACCAUGUUGGAUGUCGUUUCUAGCCCCGGUGACCCCCUGUUCUUCCUCCACCACACCAACCUCGACCGAUUGUGGUGGGAGUGGCAGUCCGUCAACCUCACCACCCGCCUCAACGAGAUUGGAGGGCCCGUGGUCGCUUCGGACGCCUUCCUCACGAUGUCCAACCUCGAGUACCCUGGUGCCAACCUCUUGGACUACAAUGGCGAGAACGGCGGCAACGUAACUACCAUGGUCCACAACCUUUGGACUGCUGGAAUGCUGCCUAACGUCACUAUUGCUGAUCUGAUGGAUAUCCGCGGUCCCAUCAGCUGCGCAAAUUACGUUUAA